Messenger RNA from Ahaetulla prasina, 1516 nucleotides. RefSeq names its product SEC62 homolog, preprotein translocation factor (gene SEC62). Gene Ontology annotation, biological process: post-translational protein targeting to membrane, translocation. The coding region runs from base 120 to 1340 and encodes 406 amino acids. Gene Ontology annotation, cellular component: endoplasmic reticulum membrane; endoplasmic reticulum. The transcript is spliced from 8 exons. Lineage: Eukaryota; Metazoa; Chordata; Lepidosauria; Squamata; Colubridae. The record is from RefSeq and is a predicted model, not a curated record.
CCCCUCGCGAGCCCUCCGGCUGGCGCCGGGCUCCAUCUCCCUCCCUCCCUCCCUCCGACUCUCCCCCUCCCCCUUUCCGGCUCAGCCCCACGUCACCAGGAGACCAGACGGGGGACAUCAUGGCGGAGCGGAGGAGACACAGGAAGCGGAUCCAGGAAGUGGGAGAGCCAUUCAAAGAAGAGAAGGCUGUUGCCAAAUACCUGCGCUUCAACUGCCCAACCAAGUCUACCAACAUGAUGGGACACAGAGUUGAUUAUUUCAUUGCUUCCAAAGCUGUGGACUGCCUUUUGGAUUCUAAGUGGGCAAAAGCCAAGAAAGGAGAAGAAGCUCUGUUUACAACUCGAGAGUCAGUAGUGGAUUAUUGUAACAGACUCCUAAAGAAACAGUUUUUUCACCGAGCGCUAAAAGUGAUGAAAAUGAAACCUGACAAGGACAUAAAGAAAGAAAAGGAAAAAGAAAAAGGAAAGACUGAGAGUGGAAAGGAAGAUGAGAAGAAGAGUAAAAAAGAUAAUGGAAAAGAAGAAAAGGCUAAAAAAGAAAAAGAAAAAAAGAAGGAUGGUGAAAAAGAAGAGGGGAAGAAGGAUGAGACCCCUGGGACACCUAAGAAGAAAGAGACAAAGAGAAAAUUUAAACUUGAGCCUCAUGAAGAGCAAGUCUUUCUGGAUGGAAAUGAGGUAUAUGUAUGGAUCUACGACCCUGUUCAUUUUAAAACAUUUGCAAUGGGCCUCAUACUUGUGACUGCUGUUAUAGCUGCAACUCUGUUCCCACUUUGGCCUGCAGAGAUGCGUGUGGGAGUUUAUUAUUUGAGCGUUGGUGCCGGCUGUUUUGUGGCAAGCAUUCUUCUCCUGGCAGUGGCCCGUUGCAUCCUCUUCCUUAUCAUCUGGCUGAUAACUGGAGGAAGACAUCACUUCUGGUUCCUACCCAACCUGACCGCUGACGUAGGCUUCAUUGACUCCUUCCGGCCCCUGUACACCCAUGAAUACAAAGGACCAAAGGCUGACUCAAAGAAAGAGGAGCGACUAGAACCCAAAAAGCAGACAAAAUCUGACAGUGAAGAGAAAUCUGAUAGUGAGAAAAAGGAAGACGAGGAUGUCAAAGCUGAUGCCCAGGGAGGCUUUGGAUCGGAAGGUUCUGGAGGAGAGCGGAAUUCGGACACGGACAGUGACAGGCGGGAAGACGACCGGUCGCAGCACAGUAGCGGCAAUGGGAAUGAUUUUGAAAUGAUCACAAAAGAGGAGCUUGACCAGCAGACUGAUGAAGGGGAUUGUGAAGAAGAAGAAGAUGAAGAAGAAGAGGAAGAGGAGGAGCAAGAAACUAGACCUUUACAUGAACAGUCAUAAUUCAGCUAUCAUUUGGGACUGAAUCUUGUGCAGAAACAAUUGGAUUUUCUAUGUUGGCUGGUGCACUCUUUCAACAGCGUUUUCUCCCCAUUUGCGAAAGUAUACAGCUUAGCCAAACACCUUUAUAAAAUAGUUCAUAAUUUGAUUUGCAAAUUAAAGGAAACUAUUAACUUGUU